This is a messenger RNA of Brachypodium distachyon (stiff brome), 1476 nucleotides long. RefSeq names its product MDIS1-interacting receptor like kinase 2. Gene Ontology annotation, molecular function: protein binding. The coding region runs from base 1 to 1476 and encodes 491 amino acids. The record is from RefSeq and is a predicted model, not a curated record. The transcript is spliced from 2 exons. NCBI's taxonomy places the organism in Eukaryota, Viridiplantae, Streptophyta, Magnoliopsida, Poales, Poaceae.
AUGGCUGGCCGGCCGGCGGCUCAUCCAGAGGUUUUAUGCUCUCUGCAGCCAGGAAGGACCUCUGAAGUCAUCAUGAAGCCACCCCAUCAUGUAGCCCUCCUCCUAUUCUUUUGCACUUCUCUUCUACUAUGUGCCCUCACGCCGGUGAAGGCCAUCAUCUGGCGUGAAGCUGAAGCACUUGUGAAUUGGAAGGCUAGUUUGGCCGAUGCCGAUGAGUCCCUUGGAUCAUGGUCGAUCGCCAACUCCACCAGCCUUUGCAGGUGGACACACAUCACUUGCAACUCGGCCAGGCACAUCAGAGAGCUUGACCUUACUGAUGCAACUCUGAACGGCACACUUGACGACUUCGACUUCUCGGCCUUCCCCCACCUGGACAAACUCACCCUGUGCAAUAACAGUCUAUAUGGUACAAUUCCAGCAGGGAUUGGCAACCUGACGAGCUUAGUUGUGCUGCAGAUCGUCAGCAACCCGUCUUUGAGGGGUGCCAUUCCACGCAGCAUUUGGCAGCUGAAGCACCUUACUGUACUAGAGCUGGUACACUUGGGGCUCGAUGACACACUACCUGAAGAGGUCGGUAACUUGACGAUCUUGGAGGAGCUCGAUCUUGGCUCAGUUACUUUGACUGGAUCAAUCCCACUAACAAUGGGGAUGCUCAUGAAGCUCCGCUUUCUGAGUCUGGAAGGCAACAAUCUGACAGGAAGCAUCCCACUAGAGAUUGGAAACAUGACAGAACUGCAGGAAAUGCACUUCUCGGAUAACUACUUAGAAGGUCAGCUACCAGGUACGACCACUCAUUUGAGAAAACUCCAGGAUUUGUUUCUGUCGGACAAUCAGCUUGGAGGUCACAUCGUCCCCAAACUUGGUAAUAGCAGCCAUCUGGAUACAGUCGCCAUUGCACAUAACAACUUCACCGGGCCAUUCCCGUCCUCCAUUUGCAUAGGAGGAGCAUUGCGUAUUAUCAUUGCUGGAUACAAUGGAUUUACGAGCCUUCAUCGCCACAUCUUUCAAAACUGCACAGCCCUGCAGUCUGUUGACUUCACGGCAAACAACAUUGUUGCGGACCUAAAGGACUGUUUUGGCAUGGCGGGUAUCGACUUAUCUGGCAACUCUCUUUCGCAAGAGAUCCCAAAUGGUCUCACAACCCUUCUUGGACUCAGGUACCUGAACUUAUCAGGAAAUCACUUAUCAGGUUCUGUUCCGAGGGACAUUGGCAAUCUGGUACUGCUGGAAGCCUUGGACCUUUCUCAGAACCAACUCUCAGGGGAAAUUCCUCCAAGCUUUGUAGAUUUGAAGAGCAUGAGCACUCUGAACCUCUCCAGCAACGGGCUAUCAGGGAGGAUACCUAUGGGCAGUCAGCUGCAGACGCUCGUGGAUCCAUCGAUAUAUAGCAAUAAUCCAGGGCUAUGCGGUUUUCCUUUGAAGGACUGUGAACUCAUCAACGUCGAUAGAAAAUGGAACAACCCAUGCCGAAGAUAG